Plasmodium vivax (malaria parasite P. vivax) is the source of this 3060-nucleotide messenger RNA. Its product is annotated as ATP-dependent RNA helicase, putative. Gene Ontology annotation, cellular component: nucleolus. Gene Ontology annotation, molecular function: nucleic acid binding; ATP binding. The record is from RefSeq and is a predicted model, not a curated record. Lineage: Eukaryota; Apicomplexa; Aconoidasida; Haemosporida; Plasmodiidae. The transcript has a single exon. Bases 1 to 3060 code for a protein of 1019 amino acids.
AUGAGCGAGCACGAGGGGUAUAAGCAGCCCCUUGGGGAGAAGCAGCCCCUUGGGGAGAAGCAGCCCCUUGGGGAGAAGCAGCCCCUUGGGGAGAAGCAGCCCCUUGGGGAGAAGCAGCCCCUUGGGGAGAAGCAGUCCCUAGGGGAGAAGCAGCCCUUAGGGAAGAAGCAGCCCCUUGUGGAGAAGCCGCUCUCAGGGGAAGGGCCGCAGAAAACGCCCUUCACGCAGCUGAACAUUGAGGAGCCCAUUCUAUUUUCGCUGCUGAUUCAAAGGUACCUCUUCUGCGCGAGCAUACAGGCAAAGGCCAUUCCGCUCAUUGCGAAAAAGGAAAAUGUCCUGCUGCACUCCGAAACGGGCAGCGGAAAAACGCUAUGCUUCGUUAUUCCCAUGCUACAAAAUUUGGUGAAGUCCAAACUGGGGGCCAUAAGAAGGGACCGCCUUUUCACGUCGUCAUGUGGGGAGGCAAAGGAAGGGGAAGAUGAAGAAGAAGAAGACGACUGCUACAACGAAGAUAGAGUCAACCGUAUCUACAACAAAUUUGAAAAUGUAAACAUAGAGAAGGGCAUCCCCCCUGUUGACAUAAAUGUGGCAAAGUUUAUGCAGCACAGCAGGGCCUCUUUGGAGGGAAAAACGCACAAGAAGGGUGGCGCCGUGGGGAAUCAAGCGGGAGUUACCAAAGAUGGUCAGCACCCACCCCGCGGUAACAACGUGCAGUUCGAGCCCAUUAAAGAGGAAGUAAAAAAAGCCAUUCGAUGCACCACAAGUGAGAACAAGAGCAAAAAAAAAAUACAGGUGAACGGAGUGAUUGUGGCCCCCACCAGAGAGUUGAGCAUGCAAAUAUACGACGUAGUAAAUAAAUUUUUGUUUUUCAUAAGAUUAUAUUUUGUUAAAAAAUUUAACAUACAUGUGGACGAAUUGGACAAGGAAGUCUUUUUUGUGAACACACUAUUAUUUAGGGGUGCUGUAAAAAUUGAGGAGGAUUUGAAAAUUAUAAAAAAUGAAAAAAAAAAAAAAAAAAGAUACCAGAUCGUUGUGGCGACCCCGGGGAAGUUGUCAACUUUGCUUGUCGAUCACAACUGCCACUUUGACACGAACGAGUUGGCGUAUUUAAUUCUGGAUGAGGGGGACAAAUUAUUGGAACAGAGCUUUUUAACGUAUGUGCAGGACGUGGUUAGGAGCAUCGUCUCGAAGGACUACGCCACGUGCAUUUGCAGCGCGACGUGUCUGCAGGAGGAGAAGUUUUACAACUUGUUCUCUGACAAGAGGCGAGCCUUCACCAAGUGCGUGGGGGGGGCGCCGCCCGCGUCAGGCUCAAGCGGGAUGGGCGAUGUUGUUGCUGCUUCCGCUGGUGCUGGUGCUGCUGCUUCUGCUGCUGAUGCCGCUACUACUGCCGCUACCCCCGCGGGGAGCUCCUUCCAAAUGCCAGAGCAAAUCGAAAACUACUACAUCACGGUGCGCAACCUGGACAAAAGCUUCUUCCUGUUCAAAUUCCUGAGCACAGUGGUGCGCGAGGGGGAGGCAGUGAUUGUGUUCUUGCCGACCUGCUUCUGCGUGGAUUUCUUCUUCCACCUAUUCAAGAACGUACUUAACGUGGAGAAGAGGAGUGCGAAGGAAAUUUUUAACCAAGUCGUCACCCUCAACGAGAGGCAUAGAAAUGCAUUCAGCCAAUCUGACCUGUCGCUCUUCUGCAAAAUGAUUUGUUACACGCACAAAUAUAUGGGGAAGAAAAAAUUCACUCUUUUAAAAAUCCACAGGAAAAUGAAAGACAAAAAAAGGAUAAGUGCUUAUAAGAAGAUAAAAGAAAACAAGAAUAAGAGGAGAAUAAAAAUUAUUUUUUGCACAGAUAUUAUGAGCAGAGGAAUUAACGUGGACAUUCAUUGGGUCAUCAACUACGACGUUGCCAAUAAGAAUAUGACUUACAUCCAUAGGAGUGGCAGAACAGGCAGAUUUGACAAAAGGGGGAAAAAUGUCAUUCUGCUUAAUAAGAAGGAAAAGGAAUAUAUAUACUUUUUAAAAAAUAAAAAAGUGAACAUCAGCAAUUUUAGGAAGACGUCCAUGUUCAGGGAUAUGCUCAGUUGGGAGUCCCGCCUUAUGCGAAGUGAAGACGCGUUGGAUGCGCAAGUGAGGGAGGUAGCCAAUUUGGAGAAGGGGCAGAUGGGGAAGUUCGGCCCAGAGAAAACCUUAUCGUUUUAUGGAAAAGUGCGCGGGGAACGCAUUAAAGGGAGGGAGGCAAAGGGGAUCCCCCCCAAAGGAGAUUCAUCCGGGGGACCUCCCCACAAAGGAGACACAGCCGAGGGACCCCCCCCCAAGAGGGACGAUCACAUCCUUUUGCUGAACAACAUGGUGAACCUCUUUCUAAAGUACAUAAUUUUUUUCACCAUCGAGAACAGAGAAACGUAUCUGCUCUCGACAAAGGCGUUUCUGUCGUACAUUGAGUUUUACAAAAACCACCAGCUGAGUUUUCUCUUCCCCUUCCACAAGCUCAACCUGUCGCACCUGUGCCACUCCUUUGCGCUGGUGAAAAUCCCCAAAUUUAAGGAGAAGAGCCAAAUUAAGAAUUUCAAACGGGUGGGCCUGAACACGUCCGACAUACCCUACAGAAAUGAGGAGAAGGAAAGAAAGCGGCAGGAGGAACUGACACGCUUAAGAAGCGAGAAACGCGCGGCCAAUGAAAAGGCGGAAGGUGAGAAAAACGCGGAGGGAGACAAACCUCACAAACGGAAGCAGGAAAAAAAACAGAAAAAAAGAAAAACCAUUGUUCAGAGAAAACACGAACAAAGGGACAUGGAGGAAAACGAAAUUGAGUCCCUAUUUUUUGAAGAAAAUUUGUACAAAAAAUUAAAAAAAAAAAAAAUUUCCAAAGAUGAGUACGACAGAUUGCUGAACAUGGAAAAUCUGGACAAAAUAUUUUCCACCUCGCCCAGCGCGGGGAAGAACCAGGCCGUCGCCCCCCGGAAAAAUCAGGCAGCUGCGUCAAACAGGAGGAAGAGCAAGAAGAAGAGAAAGGUGUACAACUUGAAGGUGAAGAAGAGGCGGAAGGGGGGCGGCAAACGGAGGUAA